This is a messenger RNA of Acanthochromis polyacanthus (spiny chromis), 2427 nucleotides long. It is a transcript of the gene kif2c, whose product is annotated as kinesin family member 2C. Gene Ontology annotation, molecular function: microtubule binding; microtubule motor activity; ATP binding. The record is from RefSeq and is a predicted model, not a curated record. Gene Ontology annotation, biological process: microtubule-based movement. Bases 112 to 2316 code for a protein of 734 amino acids. The transcript has 22 exons. NCBI's taxonomy places the organism in Eukaryota, Metazoa, Chordata, Actinopteri, Pomacentridae.
CGAAGAACGCUCUGCAUCAUAAGACGAGGACCAAUCAGAUUCAUAGACACUCGGAAAUAACGCAAGUUUGAAUCUUGGGCGCUGUUGAGUUUGGCACAUUGUUGUGAGAAAAUGGAGAGUAACCUGUCCAGACUUGUUGGACUUUCUGUACAGAUAAGUCGCAGUGAUGGUCGUGUGCAUUUGGCCACGGUGAAAUCCGUUGAUACCGUCAAGUCCACGGUUAUGGCGGAGUGGUAUGAGAGGAAAAUUUGCCGAGGGAAGGAGGUUGAAGUGAGUGAGUUAUGUACCCUCAAUCCAGAGCUCUUGGGCCUUAUAAACGCUGUCACCAACACAGCUACUGGCCAGCCCACACCUGCUGCAGACAAGAAAUAUGAGGGGCGACUGCGUUCAUCCAGAAUUCCUGGCCCUAUCUCGUGUAAGUGUAUAAAGUGGACUACUGGUCUUAGAGUUUGCUAUGUUCAUUUUCAUCUCCUAAUGUAUUGUUUCCCUCCAAAAGCCACUAUUCCAUCUACAGCAGCCGCCAAGGCUGAAGAGUCAGUUGCCACUCGGUCUCAGGUCCGGCAGACCUGCUUGUUCCAGGUCCCAGCACCUGUUUCAGUACCAGUCCCGACCACAGAGUCCACGAUGGCAAACUCUGAGGCAGCCCAGCCUGAUCUCCCCCCAUCAACAGUCCUCACAAAAUCUGCCAUUCCUAAUCAGCAACGCAGAAAGAAUGAUUCUAAACUGGCACCAUUGUUGCCGAUAGUCCGUGACGGCGUAAAAGAAAAUGAUGAACCUGAGAGAUUGCCUUCAUCUGCAAACAAAGGCAGAAGAAAAUCUGUGGCUCCUCAGGAAAUCAACAAAGGCAACAAAAGGCUGUCUUGUCUUGUAAAGCCCCCUGAUAUGCAGACCAAGAAGGGAAAGUUUGGAGAGGCUUCUCGGCCAAACCAGAAGUUUUAUGAAAUGAUUCAGGACUUCAGAGAGACCUUGGAAAUUACUCCUGUGUCAGCUAGUGACCUGAUUGAGCCCCACAGGAUUUGUGUGUGUGUUCGGAAGCGGCCACUCAACAAGCAAGAGGUCAUUAAGAAGGAGAUCGAUGUGGUGACUGUACCUGGCAAAGGUGCAUUACUUGUCCAUGAACCCAAACACAAGGUGGACCUCACCAAGUAUUUGGACAACCAAGUCUUCCACUUUGACUACUCAUUUGAUGAGACUGCCACCAAUGACCUGGUUUACAAGUUCACAGCCAGGCCAUUGGUGCAGUCCAUUUUUGAAGGUGGGAUGGCCACAUGCUUUGCCUAUGGCCAGACUGGAAGUGGUAAGACUCAUACAAUGGGAGGUGAUUUCACAGGGAGGCAUCAGAACAGCGCUAAAGGCAUCUAUGCCUUAGCAGCCCAGGAUGUUUUCACCUACCUCAACCAUCGGAAGUAUGCUCAUCUGGAGCUGUGUGCGUAUGUCAGCUUCUUUGAGAUUUACAAUGGCAAGGUAUAUGACCUGCUGAAUAAGAAAGCCAAGCUCCGUGUUUUGGAGGAUGACCGACAGCAGGUCCAGGUGGUGGGCCUGGAGGAGGUCUACGUGUCGACGGCAGAAGAUGUCAUCAAGAUGAUAGAGAUGGGUAGUGCAUGCAGGACAUCAGGUCAGACCUCGGCAAACGCCAACUCCUCUCGCUCUCAUGCAAUCCUCCAGAUUGUGCUGCGGCGCAACGACCGCACAGCCAUGCUGCACGGCAAAUUUUCGUUGGUCGAUUUGGCCGGCAAUGAGCGCGGCACAGAUGUCAGCAGCAAUGACCGCAGCACUUUGGUUGAAACGGCCGAGAUAAACCGCAGCCUCCUGGCUCUGAAGGAGUGUAUCCGUUCACUGGGAAUGAACAGUGAUCACAUUCCUUUCCGGAUGAGCACUUUGACCAAAGUUCUCAGGGAUUCCUUCAUUGGAGAGAAGUCCAGGACCUGCAUGAUUGCUAUGGUGUCUCCGGGCAUGUCAUCAUGUGAAUAUACAAUGAACACACUACGUUAUGCUGACAGAGUGAAGGAGCUGAAUGGCCAUUCCAAGGGGAGCAGAGCCCCAAAGGCACAAGAGCCAAUAAAUAGCUCGUCAGAGGAGGAAUCUGUUGAGGAUACCAGUGUCUACGAUGCCAUAUCUCAGGUGGCUGAACUGGAGGAAAAAGUGUAUUCAGAGCUCAAGAGGGCUGGUGAGCUUGUAAAUGCAAUGGACCAAAUCUCGUACAACAUCGAGGCCGGGCUUCCUGACCUGAUGGAUCAUUCCCGGAAGUUGCUGAACACAGUCCUGGCUUUGCAGUCUGCUGUGGAUCAGGAGCGAAUGGCGAGACUGAACCACUGAAACUGACCAAAAACUCACCCAGAAGAGCUAAUUGUUUAUUGAAAGUUUUGUCUGUUUCUUCGAUUUUAUUGUUUUGAUCACUCUGUUUCGAAAUAAAAUGUAUGAACACUA